UUUCGUUGUCAACGUCAACGUUGAGUUGACUGGACGUCAAAGUGAUAAAGUCGAGUUUGUUUUACAAUUAAUUUUGAUUUUCUUAGUUUAUGGGAGCAAAAUUAUCUGUAUUACUAUAAUAAAUUUAAAAAAAUAAUAAUAAAAAAUAGAAAAACGUAAAAGCAUGCAUUUGAGAAAAGUAAAUAGCAUACGCUGAAUUGGGAUUGCAUGUAACAAAAUUAGUAAAGGUUUUAAAUAAGGUCAUAACUAACAAAAUAAACACUGAAUUGAGCCACUGGUAUAAAGGAAAAGAAAACGAUACCAAUAAUUUGAUUGAUAAUCGGUUUUUACCUUCAUAGUAAACACUUCUGUUUGCUAUUAGAAGUGGAUCAAGAGUCAUAUAACCGUAAACCGUGGAGUGGCUGAAGUGAAGUUGCAGUGAGAUUACUACAAAAACAUGUCGAACGAAGAUAUGCUAUAUGCAAAGGGUUCCAAAAUUUGGGUACCGCACCCAGAGCAGGUAUGGGAAAGUGCUACAGUUCAACGGGAUUAUCACAAAGGCGACAUUACUAUACAAAUUAUCAAAGAUUCUGGCAGUUCAGUCGAACUCUCCAUAAAACCCGACGGAAGUAAUUUGCCACCAUUAAGAAAUCCCGCCAUACUAAUCGGACAAAAUGAUCUGACGGCUAUGUCCUAUCUUCAUGAACCAGGCGUGUUACACAAUUUGAAAGUACGUUUCUGUGAACGACAAAUUAUUUACACAUACUGUGGCAUCAUACUAGUGGCCAUAAAUCCGUAUGCCGAACUUCCACUUUAUGGUCCAAGUAUAAUACGUGCUUAUCGCGGUCGAUCGAUGGGUGAGUUAGAGCCACAUAUAUUUGCCUUAGCUGAGGAAGCAUAUACAAAACUUGAGCGAGAAAAAUGCGAUCUUAGCAUAAUUGUGAGUGGAGAAUCGGGUGCUGGUAAAACAGUAUCUGCAAAGUAUGCGAUGCGUUAUUUUGCAGCAGUUGGAGGGUCUGAAUCUGAAACGCAAGUUGAGCGCAAAGUACUUGCUUCAUCUCCAAUAAUGGAAGCUUUCGGAAACGCUAAAACUACGCGCAAUGAUAAUAGUUCGCGUUUUGGUAAAUUUACGAAACUACUUUUUAAAAAUAAUAUGAGUGUAAUGAAUCUUACGGGAGCAACAAUGCACACUUAUUUGCUGGAAAAAUCACGUGUCGUAUUUCAAGCACCUGGUGAGCGAAACUAUCACAUUUUCUAUCAACUCUGUGAUGCGCGAGAUAUACAUCCUGAGCUAAUACUAGAUCAUCAAGACAAGUUUGAAUACCUAAAAAUGGGACAAUCGCCCGAUAUUGAUAGAGUUUCAGACAAAGAACAAUUCAGGGAUACCAUCCAAGCUAUGACUGUGCUGGGUUUCAGCAACUUGCAGAUAACAGAUAUCUUAAAUAUUCUUGCCGGCAUAUUGCAUCUAGGCAAUAUAAAAUUUAUUCCGCAGUGCAAAAAAGGGACCGAUGAAAUAGAUCCUGAUGGUUGUGAAAUUUUUCAUAAUGAUCUGCACCUCCAUGUGGCUGGCGAGAUGUUAAAGAUUAACUCGGAUGAUUUACGGAAAUGGUUGAAGACACGUCAAAUUGAAUCAGUUAAUGAGAACGUACUUAUACCGAAUAGUGUUGCCACUGCACAAGCGGCCAAAGAUGCACUCGCAAAACACAUAUAUGCUAAACUCUUUCAGUACAUUGUGCUAGUAAUUAAUAAAAGCCUAAACACUGCUAGUCGAAAGCAAAACAGUUUUAUUGGCGUGUUGGAUAUUUACGGGUUUGAGACUUUCGAAGUGAAUUCGUUUGAACAGUUUUGCAUUAAUUAUGCAAAUGAAAAGCUGCAGCAACAAUUCAAUCAACAUGUUUUCAAAUUGGAACAGGAGGAGUAUUUGAAAGAAGGCAUAACAUGGACAAUGAUUGACUUCUACGAUAAUCAGCCAUGUAUAGACUUAAUUGAAUCUAAGUUGGGAGUUUUAGAUCUUUUGGACGAGGAAUGUCGAAUGCCAAAAGGAAGUGACGAAAGUUGGGCUGGGAAACUGAUUGAAAAAUGCAAUAAAUAUCCACACUUUGAAAAGCCACGUUUUGGCACUACAAGCUUUUACAUCAAACAUUUUUCCGACACCGUUGAAUAUGAUGUAUAUGGAUUUCUUGAAAAGAAUCGGGACACUGUGUCGAAAGAACUUGUCAAUGUUAUACGCCAAUCGGAGAUGUCCUUAUGCAAACAAUUGAUGGAGAUGGAAGAAGUCGAUACGCUGUGCGCAGAUGCAGCGAAGGUAACAACACUUGGUGGACGAGUGGUAAUCAGCGCGGCUAGGCAACAGUUAACCGCCGACAACCGCAAACGAAUCGCUCCAUCAAAACAACACCGUCGUUCAGUUGGCUCACAGUUUAGAGAAAGCCUGUCGUCGUUAAUAUCUACAUUGCAUGCCACUACACCACAUUACGUGCGUUGCAUAAAGCCCAACGAAGACAAAGUGGCCUUCAAGUGGGAGGCCGCAAAAAUUGUGCAACAAUUGCGUGCUUGUGGUGUACUUGAAACAGUGCGUAUCUCUGCUGCUGGUUUCCCAUCUCGCUGGUCCUACCAUGAUUUUUAUAUGCGCUAUCAGUUACUAUGCCACCGUUCUUUGGUCAACAAAAAUGAGUUGAAACAAUCGUGCCACAAUAUUAUCACCAAAUGGAUUAUUGACCCAGACAAAUAUCGUUUCGGCAAUACGCAAAUAUUUUUCCGUGCUGGCCAAGUUGCCUUCUUGGAGCAGGUGCGCGCGAACUUGCGUAAAAAGUACAUAACGACUAUUCAGUCGGUGGUGCGUCGGUUCAUACAUCGCCGUCGCUUUCAGCGAUUGCAGCGCACAGCGCUCGGUAUACAACGUUAUGCGCGCGGUUACUUGGCGCGCCAGAAAGCGCAACAUAUGCGCGAGGAACACGCAGCUGUCGUUAUAUCGAAGUAUGCUCGCGGUUGGCUGUGUCGUCGGCGCUAUUUGCGAUUACGCCAUACUAUUUGUGGCAUACAACAGUAUGCACGUGGCAUGUUGGCACGCCGGCGCUUUCAGGAGGCUAUGGAUCAUUAUCGCGCUGUGCAAAUUCAACGAUUCGUGCGUGGCUAUUUGGCGAGACGUGCUUAUCUGAAGAGGCGCCAUGCUAUCAUUGUCUGCCAAUCAGCAGUGCGGCGAUUUUUGGCGCGUCGACAAUUUAGGAGUCUAAAGGCUGAAGCGAAAACUAUUUCGCAUAUUCAAAAAAGGUAUAAGGGACUCGAAAACAAAAUCAUAUCUAUGCAACAGAAAAUUGAUGAGCUGAAUCGCGAAAACGGUAGUCUAAAAUCAAAGUCGAGUGAAAUUUCUGUGCUCAAAAUGAAGCUUGAAGUGAAAAAAACGUUAGAGCUCGAGGUGCGUAACCUCAAAUCAAUCGUAGCUGAAAAGGAUCAGAAUUUGACUGCACUAAACAAGCAAUUGGAGCUUGAGCGCGAUGAAAAAAUGCAAUUGCUAGAGGAGAAAGACCACUCCGAGGAAGAUUGGGUGCGACAAAAGCAGGCUUGGCGCAUGGAAAAUAUCGAAUUGCGUAAACAGAUCGAUGACAUGAUCGAAAUGGCCAAGAAUGUCGAAACAAAAGCCAAUUUGCGCAGCGAACGAUCGUUCUCUGAAGUUGAAACCAACGAAAUAAAUGAGGCUUAUCAGCGUGCAAUUAAGGAGAAAGAAAUCAUAGAAAAUGAGAACUAUAUGCUUAAGGAAGAGUUGAGCCGACACUUGAAACCCAAUGGCACACGUGAAAAUAAUCAGCAUUCACGUUCCGUAAGUAACGCAUCGAGCCAAAAUGAAGACGACGUCGGCUAUGUUUCCGCAAAGAAUACGCUCGAGCUGAAACGUAACCAAGGUGGAGAGAACGCAAAUCAAAUAUCACCAGAAACAUUUACUACAAUCGAAACUACAUCAACACCGAAAUCGGGUCAGACAAGUUUAAUUUUAAAAUUACGCAGCAUUCUCGAAGAGGAGAAAAAGAAAAAUAAAUUGUUAAAUGAACAAUUGGAACGCCUAAUGAAACGAAACAGACAAACUGAAGAUUCUAUUCGGGUUUCGGAACUGGAGGUGGAAAAUGAAAAAUUACGCAGCGACUAUGAUCUGUUGCGCAGCAGCAUCCAUCAUGGAUCCGAGAUGCACGAAUUAGAAGCUCAAUAUCAAGCAUUGCAAGAGGAAUUACGGCGCCGUCGUGAUGAGUGCAUUCAACUCAAGGCAGUAUUGCAACAGCAAAGCCAAUCGCUUAAGUCCUUGGGCACAACCGGCGUUUCCCUGCGUGGUGUAGAUCUAAAGAACUUGAAUGACAAUGAAUUGAUCGAGGCUUUCCAAGCACAAAAGCUGGUUAAUCGCCAAUUGGAAUCUGAAUUGAGUGCCUUAACCGAAGAGAAUAACGCACAUCUUGCUGAUUUAACACGGCAAAUUGAUGAAUUGCGCCACGAAAAGGCACAACUACAGGAACUACUGCACAAUGGGCUGGAAGUUGACGACAGUAACAUUGAGUUAUUGCGCCAGAAUGAACGCUAUCUACGCUAUGAACUGCAGCGUUCAUUUGUCCAAUACUCACAGUUACAGGAGGAAAUGAAUGCUGUAACUCGCAAAUUUGAUGCGCUAAAGCAGGGUAACGAUAAGUUAAUGUUCAAGCUUCAAGAACAUGGAAUUCCUCAAGAUGGCAAUAAUAAAGAAAGCGAUAAAAAAGCUGUGGCGAGUGUGAGUAAACAGAGGAUCCAAAAUUAUCAAGGUGUCAUGAAGUUCCGCAUUGAAGACGUGGAUAAGAUACUUCAACGUCUGGUAGGUGGUAUGACACCGCGACUUGCUAUUGGACUGUUGCCAGGCUUUCCCGCUUACGUAAUAUUUAUGUGCAUUCGUUAUACCGAUCUGAUAAAUGCUGAUGACGACGUACGUGAGCUGCUAAGUAAAUUUGUGAUGCAAAUCAAAAAAAUUCAUCGUAAUCCCAAUGUCAUCGAAAUGCGAUCGCUCUGGUUGGUUAAUUCCAUCACGCUGCUCAAUUUAUUGAAACAGUAUGGUGAUGUUGAAGAAUAUGUCAAAUUCAAUACAGAAAAACAAAAUCAACAACAACUAAAGAACUUUAAUCUGUAUGAGUAUCGCCGCGUUAUAUUAGACAUAAUUAUCAGCCUAUACCAGGUGUUGGUGAAGCAGAUACAGACCUUGCUUGAGCAAUAUAUAGUGCCUGCCAUACUCGAUAAUGACGAAAUCCAGCGUAGCAGGCAGGUGCAAGGUGUGCGUGGCCGUACUGCCUCAAUGGAUUCGACGUCAUCACCCGAGCAUGGCAAAGUAGCUGCUUGGAAGCUGCUCAUCAAUCACCUGGAACAAUUUUACAAGCAAUUCCAACACUUUGGCUUAGAUCGCUGUUACUCGGAGCAGAUUUUCCAUCAAUUACUGUUCUUCAUUUGCGCUGUAGCGUUGAAUUGUCUGAUGUUGCGCGGUGAUAUUUGCAUGUGGGAGACCGGUAUGAUAAUACGAUAUAAUUUAGGAUACAUUGAGGAUUGGGUGCGAAGCAAAAAAAUGUCGACUGAUGUGUUGGCACCAUUGGCUCCGCUCAAUCAAGUCUCACAACUGCUACAAUCCCGCAAGAGCGAACAAGACGUGCAGAGUAUUUGUGAUUUAUGCACAUCAUUGAAUACAGCACAAGUGUUGAAGGUGAUGAAAUCAUACAAAUUGGAUGAUUAUGAGAGUGAAAUAACGAACACAUUUUUGGAGAAACUCACCAAAAAGCUAAAUGAGCGUCCAAUGAUUAAAAACGACGAAUUUACUAUGGAUCAGAAAUUCAUACAUCCUUUCAAAGUCGUUUUCAAGUACAGUGAUGUGAAAUUGGAAGAUAUUGAAUUGCCGAAACAUUUAGGUCUUGAAGAUUUACUCACAAAAAUCUAAUUGAACCGUAAACGGAUGCGCUACCACACAAAUGUGUGAUAAUACUGAACAUUAACAGCCUAAUUGAUCCACCCUCCGACGAAAAACAACAAAAUCAUACACAAAUACUACAUUUAUGCAGACAAAUUCGCUUAGAAUUAGUAAAAUCAUUGAGAAUUUCAGGAAAAACAUGGUAAUCUUAAAUGUUAUUGUUGUUAUAGAAAAAAGUGUACCUUGCGCAGCUUGUUGCCAUUGAAAAACACAUAUUCAAGUAAUGAUAAUGAGAACUUAUGAAUAUUCUCUUAUACAACAGAGUAUUGUAAAUGUAAAAUACCUAAAAAAGUAGUGCUAAUAUAUAUAUAUACAAAGAAAAUGCAUAGCAUAUUCUUAAAUUACUAAAUAUUUACAUUUUAAUUAAUUUAAAUUAUUUGUGUUAUCAUAAAUUAAUCUAUUAUAUUUAAAAAAACUAUACGUAUAUUUAUGAAGACUUGUCUUGAAAAAAUGCAAAAUUAGAAAAAAUGUACUUCCAUUGCCAAGCCUUAGAGGUUAUCAACAAUGAACGCAGAACCUAUUUAUAUAUGUAUUUAUCCCUAUUAGUUAAUUUAGUCCUCGCCGAAUCAAUAUAUGCAUAUUUAGAUGUGUAGUACUAUAGGUAACCCCUCCUGGUACUCGAUAGUAUUAUUGGAAUGAAUUAUGUUUGAAUUUAUAUACUAUACAAUUUAAUUCAGAAAUUGAAGAUAUUUUGAAUUUUUUUGGGUCUGUAGUUAAUGAGGGAACGUUUUGAAUAUAUUAAUAACGAUAAUGAUGGUAAAACCACAGCAACGUAGUUGCCUUAUUGUUGGUUAGCAGCAACAGCAAUAACUGAGUAUGUGUUAGUGAGAAAUCGUACAUGUGAUAACUAAAAAGAGAAUGGAUUAUUUAUACACAUACAUACAUGCAUACUUACAUAUGUGAAUUUAAAAAGACAUUACAUCUUUAGACAUAUUUAUUAUACACAUAUACAUUUAUUAUAUAUACUGAUAUAAAAUCCAACUGCCCGCACUAAAAAGUUUAGCAAA
Anastrepha ludens (Mexican fruit fly) is the source of this 6945-nucleotide messenger RNA. It is a transcript of the gene didum, whose product is annotated as unconventional myosin-Va. The transcript has 22 exons. The record is from RefSeq and is a predicted model, not a curated record. The coding region runs from base 437 to 5908 and encodes 1823 amino acids. Gene Ontology annotation, biological process: actin filament organization; vesicle transport along actin filament. Gene Ontology annotation, cellular component: vesicle; myosin complex; actin cytoskeleton. Lineage: Eukaryota; Metazoa; Arthropoda; Insecta; Diptera; Tephritidae. Gene Ontology annotation, molecular function: ATP binding; actin filament binding; microfilament motor activity.